CUCGUGAUUCCCUCUCUGGCCCUGGUGGCUACUAGCCGGGCUAUUGUCGUGCUGGGACAACUCAUUGAACCUCGGUCAUUUUAAAAGACAUUAUCACCGGCUUUUCUCGCCUUUUUCGUAAAGUAAUCGACCGAAAGUGACGUUUUCCCCGUCCCUUUUUGAAGGACUACCCGAGGGGUCCUUACAAACGACUUGGAGCUGCUGGCGGAGGAGUUAGUACUCAGCAUGGGAUGUACAACUCCGAUUUAAUUGUGCGUCUCCUCUCAUUUGGAGCGUGAAAAUAACAAAAAGAAGGACAACAAGACGCAUGUAGCUGGAGUACGACGCUGCUUAGGUCGCUUGGAAAGAGACAUUCUAAGUGAAUUCCUUCCCUCGUGUGCCCUUCAGGCUUGACGAUGGGUUGCGUCCGGAGCAAAGAGGACAAAGGCCCGGAGCUGAAGUACCGGCCGGAUAACGCCAACAAUGCUCCGGUCAACGCCCACCUGGGCCACUACGGUCCCGAGCCCUCACUGAUGGGCCAGUCGCCGGCGGCAAAGACGCUCAACAACAGCCACGCCUCCGCACUCACCCCAUUUGGCGGCGCGUCGUCCGCUAUGACGCCCUUCGGCGGCGCCUCGACAUCCUUCACGUCGGCGGCUGUGAGCAGUCCCUUCCCGGGUAUCGUCACAGGCGGCGUCACAUUCUUCGUGGCGCUGUACGACUACGAAGCCAGAACGUCAGACGAUUUGUCGUUCAAAAAAGGCGAUCGCUUCCAAAUUGUCAACAACACGGAAGGCGACUGGUGGGAGGCUCGUUCCAUCAACACGGGACAGAAGGGUUACAUCCCCAGCAACUACGUGGCCCCUGCCGACUCCAUACAAGCCGAAGAAUGGUAUUUUGGCAAAAUGGGCCGCAAAGACGCCGAGCGGCUUUUAUUACUUCCGGGCAACCAGCGAGGUACUUUCUUGGCACGAGAGAGUGAAACAACCAAAGGUGCCUACUCUCUAUCGAUCCGUGACUGGGAUGAAGUCAAAGGCGACAAUGUGAAACACUACAAAAUCCGGAAGCUCGACAGCGGCGGCUAUUACAUCACCACUCGGGCUCAAUUCGAUACGCUGCAGAAGUUGGUGAAGCACUACACAGAGCACGCCGACGGUUUGUGCUACAGGCUGACGACAGUGUGCCCCACGGUCAAGCCGCAGACUCAGGGACUGGCCAAGGACGCAUGGGAGAUCCCCAGAGACUCCCUGCGACUGGAAGUCAAGCUGGGCCAGGGCUGCUUCGGAGAAGUCUGGACGGGCACGUGGAACGGCACCACCAAGGUGGCUAUCAAGACCCUGAAACCAGGCACCAUGUCCCCGGAGGCCUUCCUGCAGGAGGCCCAGAUCAUGAAGAAGCUGCGGCACGACAAGCUGGUGCCGCUCUAUGCCGUGGUGUCCGAAGAGCCCAUCUACAUCGUCACUGAGUUCAUGGGCAAAGGGAGCCUGCUGGACUUCUUGAAGGAGGGAGAUGGCAAACACCUGAAGUUGCCCCAGCUGGUGGACAUGGCCGCACAGAUUGCCGACGGCAUGGCCUUCAUCGAGCGGAUGAACUACAUCCACAGGGACCUGCGCGCCGCCAACAUUUUGGUCGCUGACAACCUGGUGUGCAAGAUCGCCGACUUUGGGUUGGCUCGUCUCAUCGAGGACAACGAGUACACGGCCAGGCAAGGCGCCAAAUUCCCCAUCAAGUGGACGGCGCCGGAAGCGGCUCUUUACGGCCGCUUUACCAUCAAGUCAGACGUGUGGUCCUUUGGUAUACUACUGACUGAACUGGUCACCAAAGGUCGAGUGCCCUAUCCAGGGAUGGUGAACCGAGAGGUGCUGGAGCAGGUGGAGCGCGGCUACCGCAUGCCUUGUCCCCAGGGCUGCCCCGACUCACUGCACGAAAUGAUGCGCCACUGCUGGAAGAAGGAGCCAGACGAGCGGCCCACCUUCGAGUACAUCCAGUCCUUCCUGGAGGACUACUUCACGGCCACGGAGCCCCAGUACCAGCCGGGGGACAACCUGUAGACUCGCAAGACCUCGCCUCGGUACAAAACAGACUGGCCAAGACACUGUGAUCAAUACCAGAGUAGUUAGUCCUCAUUUCACAUUGAUGGCUAUACUUGCAAGAUGCAAUGAUGACUUUUAACCUUUUUUUUUUUUUACGCAAUGACUCUUUCACAGAUUUUUCCUCUUUUUUGUUUUUUUUAAAUUGUAUUUUGCAGAAACAGUUCUUUGAUGUUGGGGAGUCGGAAUCUGUUCUGUGUGCAGUAGUUUGUUGUGAAUGACAAGUUGGGAAUCUUUAAAAAUCUUUAUUCUGAACGGUACAAAUAGGGCUUGAUGCAAGAAUGUGCAGUAUGUGCAGGAAAAAAAUAUUUUAGGGUGGAUAAAAGAUUUUUUUUUCAUUACACUCGUGCUUUUUUGUCUUGCUCACGUUUAUUUUAAUCAUGACCAAGUGCAAAAAAAUAUAGAGACCAUAUUGAUAGUUGUUUUUGUUUGAUUUCUGUCGAAUAAUCAACAUUUCUAUUUUUUAUGUUUAUAAUUUAAUACCAGCACAAAGAAAAGUUUUUUCAAUUAUUUUAUUUUCUGUGAAUUUCUCAACAUUUCAGUAAUUUUUUUUGAUAUACUUUCAUUUCAUUAAGUGAUUUCUAAUUAUGACCAAAUGUAAAAAAAGUAACAUUUCCAAUAUGUAAGACAUGUCCUCUGACCACAGAGUUCACAUUUUUGUCCGUCAGAUAUUCAAUAUUUGUCUUUUUUUUUUUUAUCAGUGUUAUUUCAUCUCUGCCCAAAUAAGAAAAACAGUAACAUUUUGCUUUAAAUGUUCAAGUUUUUCUUAAGUUGAGGUAGACAUUUUCUGUGACUUCAAGUUCUAUUUGUCAAUCACUUACACACCAGACUUAAAAUUCCAUUGUGUUCAUGAUUUUGUUUGUGCUAACUUCACCGUUCGCAAUGUUGCCCCCCACCCAACUUUUAUAUUCUUGUAGCUAACCUAUAACUGCCAGACCAGCGGCGCAUGAUGGGAAAGUUGCGUACGAAAGUAAGCGGUUCAGACAA
Messenger RNA from Syngnathus acus (greater pipefish), 3056 nucleotides. It is a transcript of the gene yes1, whose product is annotated as YES proto-oncogene 1, Src family tyrosine kinase. Bases 396 to 2030 code for a protein of 544 amino acids. NCBI's taxonomy places the organism in Eukaryota, Metazoa, Chordata, Actinopteri, Syngnathiformes, Syngnathidae. The transcript is spliced from 12 exons. Gene Ontology annotation, molecular function: non-membrane spanning protein tyrosine kinase activity; signaling receptor binding; ATP binding. Gene Ontology annotation, biological process: cell surface receptor protein tyrosine kinase signaling pathway; protein phosphorylation; cell differentiation. The record is from RefSeq and is a predicted model, not a curated record. Gene Ontology annotation, cellular component: extrinsic component of cytoplasmic side of plasma membrane.